Loa loa (African eye worm) is the source of this 866-nucleotide messenger RNA. RefSeq lists its product as hypothetical. The record is from RefSeq and is a predicted model, not a curated record. The transcript has 5 exons. Lineage: Eukaryota; Metazoa; Nematoda; Chromadorea; Rhabditida; Onchocercidae. The coding region runs from base 116 to 598 and encodes 160 amino acids.
CUGGUUUUGUGUGAGGUUUGUUAAUGCUAUGCUAUCGGAUAUGUGCUACUAUUACUGCAGGCAAAAACAGAGUGAAACAGAUGCUUUCUGAAGAAGCUGAUUAUUGCUCUCUGUGAUGUUGCUCUGUUUGUGUGCUUUGGUACAUUCACAGCUGAUACAGUUAGCUCAAAGUACUGUUAGAUGCUUUUGUGACAAGCAGAACUGUGAGGAUUCGUUGAUUUGUACUGGCGAGUUGUGCUUGAUUGGAUUCCGCACUGAGGAUAGCCAAGCACAUAUGGAACAGCUAUGUACCAAUGCGGGUGAUGCAAAAGAUCUGGCAAAAUGUCAGCACAACUGGAAUGGAUGGCAAGAGGUUUGCGCUUGCGAAGAAGAUUUUUGCAAUACGUUUGCGUAUUUACGCGGUUCCAUUGAGGAAGAAACCACUAAUACUGUGGGUAAUUCACAACCGUUAAAUUUAAAUGAGGAAGAAUCAUCGAUAGGUUCGAUAGGGAGGCAUCAUGGCAGUAAUUUGGUUAUUCUGCUGGUGAUUAUCCCGUUGUCAGUUGGCGCUCUGGCUGUGUGCCUUAUUUUUAUCAACUAUCACUGCAAGAUGUGUUGAUAAUUACUCUCACUGUGCAUAAUUUUGCAGCAGAUACAACUUACAUUCGACAAGAUGAAAUUAUCAUUGCAUGUUCUAUGAGAUCAGAAUGCUGGGACUGUUCGAUCACCAUGAUGUCCAUCACAAUCAUCAGAGCGUUGAUUUGAUAUUUCUUCAUCGUUCCGAACUAUAUGUAACCGAUUAACACAUGCAAUGUUUUCAAUGUCCUUGUUUUACUUUGUUGGCAUUAGCCACUGUUACUCUCGAAUUUUGAUAAAGUUUCAGGUGG